UCUCUUUGGAGACCCGAGAUACCCAUGCGUUCUCGUUCGGCCUCACGUUUUCUUUCCUGUUCCCGGAUGCGCCUCUUUACAGCUCCUGAUGCACCAUGACCUCUUCCAAGCUGAAUGCGCUACCGGCGCUGAGGCGGCAGCACCUCCUCGUGGAGUUCGCCGGGCUAAAGCAAGCCUGUCCCGAAGGCGUGUUCGUGAGCCUCACGCCCGGCGACCCCAGCCUUUGGUCCGGCAUUCUGUUUGUUCGAGACGGCCCUUACGCCCCUGCGGUGUUGCGAUUCCAGAUCUCGUUCCCCGACUCGUACCCCCAACUACCACCGCUCAUCACCUUCUCGACCGACAUGUUCCAUCCCCUGAUCACCCCUCUGAGCACGUACAUGUAUUCGACCGACGUUCAGGACGACGGCACCGUGAGCGCAACCGAUGCAGAGCUGUUACCUCCUGGCGGAUUUAGCCUUAGGCACGGGUUUCCCAACUGGUUCAGGAGACAGAGCCGGAACACCGCCAGUGUCGCGCAACAAGGUAGACAGCAGGACGGGUUGCAGACCCCCCAUCGGCCCCCUCCUCCCUCUAUGAGCAGCGCAAGUACGCCUGGCUCGAAAGGCUCCGCUGUCGGAUCAUCCCCCGGGUUUGCCCAGACCAGCCGAAAGGAUACAUCCACAUACGAAGUUCUCUGGUACAUACAGAGCGCCUUCGGCGACGAGGAUGUGCUAGAUUCCAUCCCCCUCGAAGCUUCCGGUAACCCCGGCGCCUGGCACGCUUGGCGCGCCCAUCGCGUCGAAGGCGGGAAAGUGUUCUGCGACAACCCCCCGGCCAGCACCGGUGCGAUAGGAGCAGGUCCUAGCGGUGCCACGGCCUCCGAUUCCGUGAGAAAACCCGGAGACUGGAAUUGGGAAGGCGUGUGGGAAGAGAGAGUCAAGAAAGCAGUCUCCGCGAGCUUAUCUGAGCCUGUCUUGUUCGGUGGAGUGGGCGCCGCCGACGAUGUUAUUCGCUUUCUGAAUAUGGAGGAAAAUGACGUGGAUACCGUCAAGGACAAUCUCUUGCGAACCUUGAGUGACAGCUCCUGACGGUAGUCUUAGCGUCGGCGUGUGUGUGCGUGUCGCGCAUGAAGAAUGGAAACCGCGGCUUUUCUUGGUCUUCUUCAGAAGAGAGAUGAUAUACCCAAACGGCAUUGCAAUCUAAUUUACUCCUGACCUUUAACGCAUACCUCGAGGGCAUCAGGCAUAUUACAUCUUUUGUAAUCGCACUCUUCUUCCUUGCUCUUAUCAGCACGAAUACGAAAAUUCGAUAUCUACCCUACGGUUGCAAUCGACGGAACUA
Durotheca rogersii is the source of this 1320-nucleotide messenger RNA. Its product is annotated as UBC-like protein. The transcript is spliced from 4 exons. NCBI's taxonomy places the organism in Eukaryota, Fungi, Ascomycota, Sordariomycetes, Xylariales, Xylariaceae. Bases 96 to 1067 code for a protein of 323 amino acids. The record is from RefSeq and is a predicted model, not a curated record.